GACUCUCCGUAUCCCGAGGUUCGAGCAUCGGUCUCGAACACUGAUGAGCCUCUAAUGCCAGUCAACACUUUCAGAGUAUGGUCAAUCGGUCUCACGUUUGCAGUCCUGAUUCCUGCCUUCAACACAAUCUUUUCAUUUCGAUAUCCAAGUGUCGCCAUCAACGCGCUGUUUGUUCAAGUCGUGACUCUGCCUAUAGGGAAACUCUUCGAGAAGAUCCUGCCUACCCGAACCCUCACCAUCCGUGGCUAUUCGAUGUCCCUGAACCCCGGACCUUUCAACAUCAAAGAGCAUACCCUUAUUUCUGUCAUGGCGAACAUCGUCGUCAAUGGUGCUCCCUUCGCAGAAGUCAGCGCCGUCCAGACAUACUUCUUCAAUUCGCCAUGGCCUCUAGCAAGGCAGUUCAUCCUCGGCAUCGCUAUCCAGCUUAUCGGAUUCUCUUUCGCCGGGAUGGUACGGGAGUUCCUCGUUUGGCCGGCUAGCAUGAUAUGGCCCGGUGUCCUCGUCCGCUCUGCGCUGCUCAACACUAUGCAUAACAACUUCGGAAGGAAGGACACGAAGCACAUAUCGAGGGAGAAAUUUUUGUUCUUCGCAUGUCUUUGUAGUUUCAUCUGGUACUGGUUGCCUGGUUUCCUUUGGACUGGACUCAGCAUCUUUAACUGGGUGUGUUGGAUCGCACCGGACAACGUCGUCGUGAACACCCUGUUCGGCUAUCAGUCUGGUCUCGGCAUGGGGUUUCUGACAUUCGAUUGGGCGAUGAUCUCUUACGUUGGAAGUCCUCUAGUUGUUCCGUGGUGGGCUCAAGUGAACUCGUUCGCCUCGUUCGUGUUUUGGAUCUGGCUCAUCGUUCCUAUCCUUUGGGCCAAAAAUGUGUUCUUUGCGAAAUUCAUGCCCAUAUCCUCACCAGGAGCUUUCAACAACCAAGGCACAUCGUACGACCCUACGGCCAUUCUCACUGAUGGGGUGUUCGACCAACAGAAAUACGAGGCAUAUUCACCCAUCUUCCUGACAAUCACUUUCCUCAUCACAUACGGAACAUGUUGCGCAUCCUACACAGCUGUCGUCGUGCACACGCUCCUUUGGUACCGUAGGGAUAUCGCACGUCAGUGCCGGAUGUCUCUCAGGGAGCAGACCGACGUUCACUCCCGUCUCAUGAGAGUGUAUCCUGAAGUGCCGCGUUGGUGGUAUAUCGGUCUCGGUGUAAUAUCGUUUGCGCUCGGCGUCCUCGGUAUCGAGAUCUGCGACACUAAACUACCAGUAUGGGGAUUAAUUGUGGCACUGUUAUUAUCGAUGCUCUUCCUCGUUCCGUUGGGAAUCGUCCAGGCGAUCUCGAACCAGCAGUUCACUCUGCACGUCCUUGCAGAAGUCGUUGCUGGGUUUGCGUUCCCUGGACGCCCACUUGCCGGGAUGGUGUUCAAGGCAUUCGCCUCCAAUACGACCUCCCAGGCGUUGGUGUUCGUGGGCGAUCUCAAGAUCGGUCACUACAUGAAGAUCCCUCCGCGGAUGAUGUGGAGUUGUCAAGUCGUCGCAUCUAUCGUGGCAGUCUUCACGUCGUUCCUCGCGCAGACUUGGGCGUUCAACAACAUUGAGGAUAUCUGCACCCCGGGACAGAAGGACUUUUUCGCCUGUCCGGGAAUGAUUAAGUUUGGGACUUCGUCCUUGAUAUGGAGUGCAAUUGGCCCGAAAAGGCUUUUCGCCCCCGGAGCACUUUAUUCCCCACUGGUGUUCUUCUUUCUCAUUGGUGCCAUAAUGCCCAUCCCAUUCUGGUUCCUCGCAAAUCGCUACCCUCGUUCAUCCUGGCGUUACGUCCACGUCCCAGUCCAGCUUAUGGCGCUCUCCAUUGUCCCACCGGCAACGGGAAUCAACUACUCGUCGUGGAUUCUCGUUGGCUUCAUCUUUCAAUGGUUCAUGCGUCGCUUCCAUUUCCGCUGGUGGAUGCGCUAUAUCUACAUCCUGUCUAGUGGACUCGACGCGGGGGUCAUCUUUGGUCUUGUCAUCAUCUUCUUCGCUCUUCAAACGUCCAAGCACCCCGUGUCCCUCAACUGGUGGGGUAACACUGUCUGGCAAGAGACGGCCGACGCGAAGGGCACACCUUUCUUCCAGCUCGCUCCGGGCCAUACGUUUGGUCCCAAGCCGUGGAACUGAACGACUCACAGCAUACACAACACGACACCACUAUCUUUCUAUAUCUGACGAUCAUGAGAUGACCGUUCUCACAUUGUAUAUAUAUAAUUU
Molecule: messenger RNA, 2232 nt
Organism: Stereum hirsutum FP-91666 SS1
Lineage: Eukaryota; Fungi; Basidiomycota; Agaricomycetes; Russulales; Stereaceae
Product: OPT oligopeptide transporter
Exons: 9
Coding region: 55-2142 (695 amino acids)
Biological process (GO): transmembrane transport
Molecular function (GO): oligopeptide transmembrane transporter activity
Source: RefSeq, a predicted model, not a curated record